Messenger RNA from Exaiptasia diaphana, 3078 nucleotides. RefSeq names its product serine/threonine-protein phosphatase with EF-hands 2. Gene Ontology annotation, cellular component: nucleus; cytosol. Lineage: Eukaryota; Metazoa; Cnidaria; Anthozoa; Actiniaria; Aiptasiidae. Bases 729 to 2750 code for a protein of 673 amino acids. The record is from RefSeq and is a predicted model, not a curated record. Gene Ontology annotation, molecular function: calcium ion binding; protein serine/threonine phosphatase activity; manganese ion binding. Gene Ontology annotation, biological process: detection of stimulus involved in sensory perception. The transcript has 16 exons.
AAUAUAAUAAUAGUCAUUAAUAGUCAUUAAUAAUCAUUAAUAAUCUUAAUCAUCACAUAUUUCUUGCUUCUUUUUGGCGCCAUAGCAAAAUAAUAUCAAUUAUUUAAUGAUAGCAAAAAUCAAUAAAAAAAGGGGUGAAAGCAGAAACACUUUUAAUGUAACAGGUCCCUUUUAUUUUCAAAACGUUUAGUUCUUAAGUAAGAUUUAACUGGAAGUCGUCUUUCCAUGUCAUAUUUGACUAACUUGACAGCCGGCACUUGGAAUAUUUACAUACAGUAUUGAUAACGCGUAAACGUUUCUGGUUGCCAUAGCUACCUCUAUAUUCUAAUUAUAGAUUCUGGAUGCAUUUAGCGAUCUAUUUAGUUGCGAUGAAUGUUUGACCCCUCUACGUGCGUAACCUGUAAGUCGAUCACUUGAUAAGUUAGUUUUCAACCAGCUACAGACAUAUCGGUUUGUACGUGUGUUAAGAAGCUUUGGACAGAGUGGUGGAUCUGUCAUUACGCCCGAUUAUUGCUUAUAAAUAUUUCAAAUACAAAGUCAGUGUGGACGUCUUUUGCCAGCCCUUUCAUUAUUUACCUGUUCAAGUAAGCAAAAUGUUUUUUUAUCGACUUCUCAAGAACAAUUAAAGCUGAAAUCUCGAAAUAUAAACGGGAAAACAUUACAAUGUCGAACAUGGAAGAGUUGAUGGAUUUGACUGUACUAGUCACGUAACGUAACAUUUGUGGAGGAUGGGUUGUGGGACUUCGUCUUCAUCUCCAACAACGACUGAAUAUUCUACACUCAACGAAUCAUCGAAGCAUAAUAAGCCCCACCAAACAACUCAAUUUCACUCCGCUGUCUUGAUUCAAAACUGGUUUCGCCGUUACCAAGCGAGGCUGGAAGCAAGACGAAGAUGCACAUGGAAGAUUUUUCAGAGUAUCGAAUAUUCAGGAGAGCAGGACCAACUCAAGCUUUUAAACUUCUUCACAGAUAUGAUGUCUCAUAUACCUACCGAUAAUCCAGAUAAACAAACGAAUGUUAUUACGGAAACCUUACACAGAAACAGGACAUCUAGUACUUCGUCGAAAGAAAGUGAUGAUCUUGACAGGCUAACCGAUCCAUCUAACAUACCAGUAUCUCAAAACUACAAUGGAGUUACGGUCUCAUUACCCAUAACUAAACAAUUAGCUGAUAAAAUCAUCAAUAAUUAUAAGAUUAAUAAGCCUCUCCAUGUAAAGUACGUCCUUGUUAUUCUUCGAGAAGCCAGGGAGAGAUUCAAAGCUCUUCCUAACGUUAACAGAGUCACCACAAGUAUUGCACGACAGAUGACGAUAUGCGGCGAUCUUCACGGAAAACUAAGUGACCUUUUCAUCAUAUUUUCCAAAAACGGCGUUCCUUCAACUGAAAAUCCUUACAUUUUUAAUGGAGAUCUUGUAGACCGUGGACCACGAUCGCUAGAAAUUCUUAUUAUUCUGUUCACCUACUUCAUUAUCUAUCCCAAUGGAGUCUACAUUAACAGAGGAAACCACGAAGAUCAUAUUAUGAAUAUGAGAUAUGGUUUUAUCAAAGAAAUCUCAGAGAAAUACAAAGAACACUCAAACAAGAUCAUUAAGUUGCUUGAAGACAUCUUUGGUUGGUUACCACUAGCAACAGUUGUCGACCAGAAGAUUCUGGUUACUCAUGGCGGCGUAUCCAGUAUCACUGAUUUACGAGUUAUUGAACAUAUUGACCGACACAAGUACGUAUCGGUCCUUAAACCAUCGACUUUUAGCGGAAAAGAACGGCCAGAUAACGCAGCACUCAGGGAGUGGAGGCAGGUUCUAGACUUGCUAUGGAGCGAUCCAAAACCAAACUAUGGCUGCAAACCCAAUACAUUUCGUGGCGGAGGUUGCUACUUUGGACCUGACGUCACGGACCAAGUCUUAAAAAGACACGAUUUUGAUCUGUUGGUCAGAUCGCAUGAAUGUAAAUACGAAGGAUAUGAAUAUAUGCACGAUAACAAGGUUGUCACUAUAUUCUCAGCGUCCAACUACUAUGAACAAGGUAGCAAUAGAGGUGCUUACAUGAAAAUCAAACAAAAUGAGAAACCAUACUUUGUACAGUAUCAGGCCUCCAGUAAAGACAACAACCUGACUCUUAGAAGAAGAGUGAGUAUUGUUGAACAAUCUGCGAUUAAAGAACUAAAAGAGAAACUGUACGCCAACAAAAAUGCAUUGAUGGAAGCAUUUCAAGAGGUCGACAAAGAAAAUACAGGUUGCCUAUUACCAAGUCAGUGGGCAAGUAUCGUAGAGAAGACUCUCAACCUUGAUGUACCGUGGAACAUGGUUAAACAUCAGUUAGUCCGUGUUUUACCCGAUGGACGAGUUGACUAUGCUUCUUGUUUAGAGCAGUAUGCCAUUGAGAGUAAAACGAAACGGAAUGGUCCCAGUAUAACCGAGGCUUUGUAUCGAAAUAGAGCUAAUUUAGAGACGAUAUUUAGAAUGAUGGAUAAGGAUAAUUCAGGUCAUGUAUCAAUGCAGGAGUUCGAGGAGACUUGCCGACUCUUAAACCAGCACAGUCAUACUAAGAUAUCUGAAAGUUCCAUCAAAGAUCUUGCUUUAAGUAUUGACAUGGACAAAGAUGGUGUUAUUGACUUUAAUGAAUUCCUGGAAGCAUUCCGACUAGUUGACGUUUCGACAUCGCCCAACGGUUAUACAAAUCAUGAACAUCGCGCAAGUGACCCGUCGUAUUCUCCUAACAGAUCUCCUGUCAUAAUGAACCAGAGACUGUAACGUUCGUUUCCGUUUACCGUAAAAAUGCAAAAGUUCGCGUGACUUUUGUAUCUCGACGAAAGUUUGCGUGACCACGCUUAGAGAUUGCGUGAUAAAACUAAUAGAUAAAGCAAUCUUAUUAAUUUAUUGAUUUUGUAGAAUCUGUAYAUAUAUAUAUUUGUAAAUAGGUUUUCAGAUAGCAUACAAAUAUUUACUAUUAUCACAAGCGUUUAUAAAACAACAAUUUUCUAUAUCUAAAUAUAAUAUUCAUUCCGCUAAAAAUGUAUACAAUCGCUCAAAGAUAAAACCAAAGAUAUUAAAAUUAUCUUCAGUUUAAGUUGAUAUAUCA